AUGGGAGUUCCAGAGAUCGAAAAGACUACGGUCGCCGACUCACCUCGGAGCAAGUCGCCAUCUUCCGUCGCCGCGCGAGAGGUCCAGCCAACUGUUGUUGAACUCGUGCAAGAAGAACCGAAGCUCACAUGGCGGUCAUAUGUCUGGGAUACAUUAGACAAGUCACCUGAAGAACGCAAGUUCAUGUUCAAACUGGAUGCUGUAAUUCUCACAUUUGCAAGUCUGGGAUACUUCAUCAAGAACCUUGAUCAGAUCAACAUCAACAAUGCCUUUGUGUCUGGCAUGAAAGAAGACAUGAAGCUCUUUGGUAACGAGCUCAAUUACAUGCAAGCCUGCUGGACCGUUGGAUAUGUCAUUGGCGAAAUCCCGAGCAACAUCCUUCUCACUCGCGUCCGGCCAUCAAUCUGGAUCCCUGCCUGCGAAUGCACAUGGGCUGUCCUAACAAUUCUCAUGAUCAAAUGCACAAAUGUCACCCAGCUUUACGUUCUCCGGUUCUUCAUCGGUCUCGCCGAGAGUACAUUCUACCCAGGCAUGCAGUACAUCAUCGGAUGCUGGUACAGAAAAGACGAACUUGCCAAGCGAUCCUGCCUUUUCCACUCCGCAGGCUCCAUCGGCUCCAUGUUCUCGGGCUACCUCAUGGCUGCCGUCUACAACCUCAGCGGCGUUCAUGGAUGGAAGGGCUGGCAGUGGCUCUUCAUCGUCGAUACCGUCAUUUCCCUGCCGAUUGCGAUUGCCGGGUUCUUCUUCCUGCCCGACGUGCCUGAGAUCACAAAAGCCUGGUGGUUGACCAAAGAUGAUGUGGCGCUCGCGCAAAAACGAAUGCAGCUUGAAGGUAGAGCGAAUCGUCAGCCGUUCACAAAGGCCAAAAUUAAGAAGAUUUUCACCAGUUGGCAUAUUUACGCCCUUACAGCGCUUUAUAUCUUCUUCAACAAUGGAUGCGGAAUUAUGAGUCAGCCUGCGUUCCAGUUGUGGUUGAAGGGAGAGGGAUAUUCUGUCAAGGAGUAUAACACAUAUCCGACAAUUACAUCCGCCAUCACCGUGAUAACGACGUGGAUAUACGCCUGGUCUUCGGACUCGGUUUUCAAGGGCGAGAGAUGGCCACCGAUAGUCUUCUCCGGAACACUCAACAUCGUCAUCUACUCAAGUUUAGCGGCAUGGAACAUUUCCGACUCAUGGAAAUGGGGCUGUUUCCUUCUCGUUGGAUUCGGUGGUGGCAUCAGCGGGUUGACGUUCGCAUGGGCCCAUGAGAUUUGCAAAGACGAUAACGAAGAGCGAGCGCUCGUAACUGGCUCGAUGAAUCAGAUGGCGUACGUUUUCCAGGCAUGGUUGCCGCUGCUUAUUUGGCAGCAAGUCGAGGCUCCGCGGUACCCGAAGGGUUAUAUCACGAUGAUCUUUUUUGCUGUUGGUAUGGCGGGCACUUCGUUGUUGAUCAGGUUCUUGCACCGUCGGGAACUGGGGAAGAAGCUCUCGGUGCCGGCUGCUUAA
Messenger RNA from Colletotrichum abscissum, 1485 nucleotides. RefSeq names its product major facilitator superfamily transporter. NCBI's taxonomy places the organism in Eukaryota, Fungi, Ascomycota, Sordariomycetes, Glomerellales, Glomerellaceae. Gene Ontology annotation, biological process: transmembrane transport. The coding region runs from base 1 to 1485 and encodes 494 amino acids. The transcript is spliced from 3 exons. Gene Ontology annotation, cellular component: membrane. The record is from RefSeq and is a predicted model, not a curated record. Gene Ontology annotation, molecular function: transmembrane transporter activity.